Molecule: messenger RNA, 1343 nt
Organism: Desarmillaria tabescens
Lineage: Eukaryota; Fungi; Basidiomycota; Agaricomycetes; Agaricales; Physalacriaceae
Product: 26S proteasome regulatory complex, ATPase RPT6
Exons: 7
Coding region: 81-1286 (401 amino acids)
Biological process (GO): proteasome-mediated ubiquitin-dependent protein catabolic process
Cellular component (GO): proteasome regulatory particle, base subcomplex
Molecular function (GO): proteasome-activating activity; ATP binding; ATP hydrolysis activity
Source: RefSeq, a predicted model, not a curated record
CACAUCAUGACCAAAGGUGACAGUAGCGUGACGGGACGCGUAAGUCCACGCUAGCUUUUCCUUUUCCUGUUCCGACGACAAUGCCCGUGACCACCAAGACGACAGUGAUCCCUGGGGGGGUCAAGCCCUAUUACCAAGCCAAAAUCGAGACCGCAGAGCUGACGAUAAGUCAGAAAACCCAGAAUUUGCGACGGUUAGAGGCACAACGAAAUGCUCUCAAUGCUCGAGUGCGACUGCUGCGUGAAGAGCUGCAGCUACUGCAUGAGCCAGGUAGCUACGUGGGCGAGGUGGUGAAAGUGAUGGGCAAGAAUAAGGUCCUUGUGAAAGUGCAGCCGGAAGGCAAAUACAUUGUCGACCUCGACUCGGAAAUCGACGUCAACCAGCUCAAAGCUUCUCUCCGUAUCGCUCUCCGCUCCGACUCGUACACCAUCCACAAAAUUCUCCCUAACAAAGUCGACCCGCUAGUUUCGCUCAUGAUGGUCGAGAAAGUCCCAGAUAGCACAUACGAGAUGGUCGGAGGUCUCGACAAACAGAUUAAAGAGAUCAAGGAAGUUAUCGAACUCCCGGUGAAGCAUCCAGAACUGUUCGAGUCGUUGGGUAUCGCUCAGCCGAAGGGUGUCCUCUUGUACGGUCCUCCAGGAACAGGCAAGACCCUCUUGGCUCGAGCAGUAGCGCACCAUACGGACUGCAAGUUCAUCAGGGUCAGUGGUAGCGAACUGGUGCAGAAGUACAUUGGUGAGGGUAGUCGGAUGGUGCGAGAGCUAUUCGUCAUGGCUCGAGAGCAUGCGCCAAGUAUCAUCUUCAUGGACGAGAUCGACUCCAUCGGUAGUUCCAGAGGAGACAGCGGUAGUGGUGGCGGAGACUCGGAGGUCCAGAGAACGAUGUUGGAGUUGUUAAACCAGCUGGACGGUUUCGAGUCGACCAAGAACAUUAAGGUCAUCAUGGCUACUAACCGGAUAGACAUCUUGGACUCUGCGUUGCUCCGGCCAGGUCGAAUAGAUCGGAAGAUCGAAUUCCCUCCUCCCGGCCCUGAAGCGCGUGUCGCUAUUCUUCGUAUUCAUUCCCGUAAGAUGUCCUUACAACGUGGUAUAAAUUUACGUGCGCUGGCAGAGAAAAUGGGGCAGUGUUCAGGUGCAGAGGUGCGCGGUAUAUGCACGGAAGCUGGUAUGUACGCUCUCCGGGAACGACGGCAGCAUGUUACACAGGAGGACUUUGAAUUUGCUGUUGCUAAGGUUUUGAAGAAGAACCAAGAAGGAAACACAUCCGUCAGCAAGCUGUUCUCGUAGACUUUGCGGUAAUAAUUUAUAUGAUUGCUUUCGACACCGUAAGGGCCUCCAUGUUAG